GAUGGUUGUAGGGGAAAACGGUGUCCCAACCUGCGUUUCUGCUGGUUAUUUUGACAACAGCCAGUGAUUUGUAUUCCUCAGAGACAGACUGUGGUGCAGUGGCAGAAACCACCUCUCCUGCUUCUCUAGGUGCAAAAGGUCCACACCAACAGGGAGGAUUUCUGUCAACAAGAUCAAGAGCAAGAUGAAAGAAACAUCUCUGUUUUUUGUUGAGAAACCAGUUGUCCAGAUUGGAGCUGAUUAUUUUUGGGAGCUUUGUUUUUGAGGGGGAUAAAAGGGGAUAUUUCCAGAAUAUCUUACUACACUGAAUAUGACGGCCAGCUAGCCCCAGCAGGACCAUCUGAGUCAGGCAUGGCAUCGUCUUCCUACCUGGAACCUAGUCUCAAUCACUCUGCAGCGGGUGGUUGUGGGGUCAAGUCUCGACCUGGAAUGCCUGGUGGUCCUAGCACAAGCGGCUCUGCCGGAGGUCUAGAGCGGCCCCCAGGCUCCAUGGACAAGGUUCUCAAGAUCUUCCAUUACUUUGAGACUAACAGCGAACCAUGCACCUGGGCGAGUAAUAUCAGGCACGGAGAUGCCACAGAUGUCAGGGGUGUUAUCCAGAAGAUAGCAGAAAUCCACAAAUUGCGCUGUGUGUCCUCUUUGGGCCUCCGCUUAACCCAUUUGAAAUCUGACGCUCUGCACUGGUUACACCCUGAUUUGGGUGUGUCUCAUGUUAGAGAGAAAUAUGAGAAAAAGCAUCCCCAGGAGGAGUGGAGGUACGAGCUACGGAUACGGUACCUUCCUAAAGGUUAUCUCAGCCAUUUCUCUGAAGACAAACCUUCUCUCAACUACCUCUAUCACCAGGUGAAGAGUGACUAUAUGCAGCAUAUAGCAGACCAGGUGGAUCAAGAUGUUGCACUGAAACUAGGCUGUUUGGAAAUAAGGAGGUUCUUUAGAGAGAUGCCAGGCAAUGCGCUGGAUAAGAAGUCCAACUAUGAGCUACUAGAGAAAGAUGUUGGUUUGAGAAGAUUCUUCCCCAAAAGCCUGUUGGACUCCCUGAAGGCAAAGACUCUUCGUAAGCAGAUCCAGCAGACCUUUAAGCAGUUUGCCAACCUCAAUGAUGAACAAAGCAUCCACAAGUUCUUUGAGAUACUCACUCCCAUCUACCGCUUCGACAAGGAGUGCUUCAAAUGUGCUUUAGGGUCUAGUUGGGUUAUAUCAGUAGAGUUGGCAAUCGGACCAGAGGAAGGAAUCAGCUACCUCACAGAUAAGGGCUUGACGCCUACACACUUGGCUAAUUUUAAUCAAGUACAGUCUAUCCAGUACUCUGCUUUGGAAGAGAAGGACAGGAAAGGGAUGCUGCAGCUGAACGUGGCAGGGGCUCCAGAGCCACUUACUGUUACUACAGCAUUGCUGACUACUGCAGAAAACAUGGCUGACUUGAUUGACGGAUACUGUCGACUCGUCUCGUCAGUCACGCACUCCUUCAUUGUCAGAGUCAAUAAAGAGGGUGACAGAGCUCUUCCAUCUAUACCAAAAGUUUCAAAUCAUGAGAAGCGGAUGGAAAAACGGAUGGAUGGAGUACGAACACGAGCCGUUUGCAUAUCAGGUCACAUUAGUGGCGAUGAAACAGACGACUACGCUGAGAUCAUAGACGAGGAGGAUACUUACACCAUGCCUUCAAAAUACUAUGGACUAGAUCAAGCACGGGACUAUGAGAUUCAGCGGGAUUGUAUUGAGUUGGGACGCUGCAUUGGUGAAGGUCAAUUUGGAGACGUCCAUCAAGGAGUCUACAUCAGCCCGGAGAACCCAGCUCUAUCUGUGGCAGUCAAGACGUGCAAGAACUCCACAUCAGACAGUGUCAGGGAAAAAUUUCUCCAGGAAGCAUUGACCAUGCGUCAGUUUGACCAUCCUCACAUUGUGAAAUUGAUGGGAGUCAUCACUGAGAAUCCGGUGUGGAUCAUCAUGGAGCUCUGCACACUCGGGGAGCUACGAUCAUUUCUCCAGGUUAGGAAAUACAGUCUAGACCUGGCAACCCUCAUCUUGUACUCUUACCAGCUCAGCACAGCUUUGGCGUACCUGGAGAGCAAACGCUUUGUACACAGGGACAUCGCAGCGCGAAAUGUCUUGGUAUCUACGGUCGACUGUGUAAAGCUGGGAGACUUUGGUUUGUCACGAUACAUGGAAGAUAGCUCGUAUUAUAAAGCAUCUAAAGGUAAAUUACCUAUUAAAUGGAUGGCUCCAGAAUCCAUAAACUUCAGACGAUUCACUACAGCCAGUGAUGUCUGGAUGUUUGGCGUCUGCAUGUGGGAGAUUCUGAUGUAUGGCAUCAAGCCUUUCCAGGGUGUGAAGAACAACGACGUGAUUGGCAGGAUAGAGAACGGCGAGCGACUGGCUAUGCCCCCUCAGUGCCCUCCUACUCUCUACAGCCUGAUGACGAAGUGUUGGUCUUACGACCCCAGCAAGAGGCCACGUUUUAAUGAGCUCAAAACACAACUGAGCACGAUAUUAGAGGAAGAGAAGCUCCAGCAGAAAGAGAGGAACAGGAUGGAGAUGAGAAGACAGGUCACUGUUUCCUGGGACUCUGGAGGGUCUGAUGAAGCACCACCAAAACCGAGUAGACCAGGUUACCCCAGCCCUCGCUCGAGUGAAGGUUUUUAUCCUAGUCCCCAACAUCCUGGACACUACCAGAUGGCGGGGUAUCCUGGCCCUCACACCCUCCCCUCCGUGCCCAGCGCCCUGUACCCUCCACAAGCUGCUAUGCUGGAGACGCACCAUGCACACACACACCCCCGCCACCAUGUCCACACUCACUCGCACGCACAGCACCUUCCCCAGCCACAUCCGCAAGACAUGGCAUUAUGGGGCUCUGCUAUGGAGAUUUACUUGAAAGAAAAGGACUUGGCAGUAGACAUGCAGCAGUGUGUAGGCCAGCAGUGCCUGUUAAUGGAGGAACAGCUGAUGAUACAACAGCAGCAGAUGGAGGAGGAUCAGAGGUGGCUGGAAGAGGAGGAAAGGCUGCUGAAACCAGACACAAGAAGUUCUCGAGGAAGUCUGGACCGAGAGGAAAGUGGACUCCAGCCGCCGACAGGAAACCAGCACAUAUACCAGCCUGUUGGCAAAUCAGAACACCCAGCCCCCCCAAAGAAGCCCCCUCGACCUGGAGCCCAGAGCCAAGUGGGUAGUUUGGCAAGUCUAAAUACUGGAGACGGGUACAAUGAUGGAGUCAAGCUGCAGCCUCAAGAAAUAAGCCCGCCCCCCACAGCCAACCUGGACCGCUCGAACGACAAAGUGUACGAGAAUGUGACGGGAUUGGUUAAAGCUGUGAUAGAGAUGUCAAGCAAGAUUCAGCCAGCUCCACCCGAGGAAUAUGUACCAAUGGUCAAGGAUGUGGGUCUGGCGCUGAGGACGUUAUUGGCCACAGUAGAUGAGACUCUACCUCAGCUUCCAGCCAGCACACACAGAGAGAUUGAGAUGGCGCAAAAGCUGUUGAACUCUGACUUGGCAGAACUAAUCGGGAAGAUGAAGUUAGCCCAACAAUAUGUGAUGACCAGUCUCCAGCAGGACUACAAGAAGCAGAUGCUGACAGCAGCUCACGCUCUUGCUGUUGAUGCCAAGAACCUCCUGGACGUCAUCGACCAAUCACGGCUCAAGAUGAUGGCCCACUCUCGCCCACACUAGCCCCACGCCGGCUGAGCCGACCAGCGGGAGACGCGGCCCCUCUGUGGUCUCUGUUGGUAGAGCAGAACUAAAAGACUCCUGGUUUAGUGGCGUCAGUCGUUGACAAAGGAUACUGCAUUACCCUGCUGGAGUGAACAAUGGCUCCUCUCUUCUGAUCACAUCCCAGGAAAAAUCAUUUCAUGUUUAAUCCUGCAUUAACCUGGGAUUAAAUUCUCAACCACUGUGACUUUUCUACAACAAAUACAACAACAACAAAGCAACAGCACUUCCUGAAUCAGAGACUUGGCAGCUUCACUCUCUUAGGACUGGACUAUGACAAUGGGAGGAGAAAUGCAAACAAGAUGACAUUUUUCACGUCUGUGGAGGUCUAAUGCAAGUAAAAACUUUUGACUGCAUCCGACACUGUCCUGGGAGCGGUUUGGGCUGCAGUUGCUGGCGGAGGAUUUCUCACUGGAGUCAAUCAGAACCUGAUUGAGCUGUGAUUGGUCGGAAACAUAUCUAUGAAUUUUCACAGUGGAAUUGAGCCAGCAGCCGUGUCAGUGUGCUUAUCCAGCAUAUGUUUUGAUCUGUGGUUGUGAAACAUAAUACAGGCAGGUCAGACUAAAUGUUUUUUCUAUUCUGCUUCGAUCAUGCGUGAUGCUUCGAGCAGACACUUCCACAAGACCACUCAGUCAGCCCGGAGAAGCAGCUUCCACCCUUCAUACCUUCCACCUUCUCCCUCCUGAAUCUGGUCACUUGUUCCCACCAGCUUUUAUUUAUAAACUGAAAUUACAGGGGAGGAGGCGAAGGGAGGAACAGAAAAAGCAGAUAAAAUCUUCAGGGCAGUAUUGAGAAAGAGCACGCUUUUCUCUUUCUUCUGUUUCACUCAGCAUUUCCCUCUCGUGGUCGUCUCUUCUUGCGGUCUUCCUCAGCUGCUCUCUGAGCAGGUUCUAAAGACUCCAAAUGUGAAGAAUUAAAUCUGUCGGAGUAAACACUACAGGAAACUUCUCAGUUUAGUUUACUCUUUAUUUAUCGGCUGGCUCCAUGUUUUGUUGUGUUCUUUUCGCGGUCACAAUCUUCUUCCUCUUUACUAAAAAACUGUUUGUAACUCGGAAUACAGACGGAUAUAUUUCUGAUUAUGACUGAAGAUCAAAGAAGUGCGAUCAACUAAGCAAAGAGUUGAUUGCACUAAUCCGAACUGCUUCUGUGGGGCAACCACCUCCUCUUUUUCUCCUCUUUUGCUCCCAAGCAGUCCCAGUACGGUUCAUAUGUUCCUCAUAGAUGACUGGUGUCGCACCUAUAAGUGUCCAGUCACAAAGCAGUGACAUAAAAACUGCAUUUCAUGGCAAACACGUUGCACCUGUAACAUUCUGAGUCCCUGGUUCUGUCAGGCGUGUUACACUUUAACGAAGUCCCUCCCAACAACAGUCUCCAAGGAAACAAACACACACCUGAAAUGCGGAGCCGCAUGACUGAAACUCGCCGUGGAGUCACAAAAACACUGAACUGAAAAUGCAGCGGAUCACGUGUGUCUUUGUUCGUACUGACCCCACAUGGAGUUUGACAGACUGCUAUAUGAAAUAUAUUGGUGACUUUACUGGUAUAGCAUGAUAUACCGGUAAGGAGAAGAGCAUAUUUGCACAGCACCGGAAAAAACAAAUCCCACAUCCUCAACUUUUAAUCCUAUUCUACCCUGAUGUUAUUUUCUGUGUUUAACACGCAAGGAAAUUAUCAAACAUCUGGGUGUUUUAUGGAUUAAAUUGUUGUAGAAAAAAAAAAAAUGACACGCACACAAAAAAAUACAAUCUAUUUUAUCUCAGUGUUGUUGCGUAAAUCUGCUCAUGUUGGUAUAUUGUAAGCUAUACUGGUGUGUAUCACUGGUGAAUUGUACAGAACUCGUACUAGUAAACACUGGUUUUUAUUUUGUCUUCUGGGCUCAAUCAGCCACCUUGUCAAAUAGGAGUAAAAAAAACAAUGAAAUAAAAUAAUUAUGAAAUGGAAAUGA
Messenger RNA from Cololabis saira (Pacific saury), 5644 nucleotides. RefSeq names its product focal adhesion kinase 1-like. Gene Ontology annotation, biological process: protein phosphorylation; signal complex assembly. The transcript has 36 exons. Lineage: Eukaryota; Metazoa; Chordata; Actinopteri; Beloniformes; Belonidae. Gene Ontology annotation, cellular component: cytoskeleton; focal adhesion. The coding region runs from base 352 to 3660 and encodes 1102 amino acids. The record is from RefSeq and is a predicted model, not a curated record. Gene Ontology annotation, molecular function: ATP binding; protein tyrosine kinase activity.